AUGUCACUCAUUGGUUUCUCUGAAAUCCUGAACAAACAGUUCCCCAGAAGCGUCGUUCGUUGUCCUUUUGGAAAAUGCAGAACAAGAAUCAUCCUUUUGAACGAGACGCUAGCGCUGAGAAGAAAAGAAAUAGGCAAUGCUCCACCGAUGGCCAGCGAUUCCAAGAACUUCUUUGAACUCGACGACGUGUGGGAUUUUGACAAUAUCGGCGUUUCCAAGCCAACUCAGGAACUAGAGUCGAGCCUGAGAGUCGGCGACCUCGAAAAAGUCGAACGUCUCUUGAUUUGCAGUGAAUGUGAUCAAGGUCCUUUGGGGUUCGCUGGGUUCAGAAAUCCCGAGGAAACAGACGUCAAGAAGCUCUGCUACUAUCUCUCGUGCGAGAGCGUUGUCUACGAGGAAGUGGCGUGA
Candidozyma duobushaemuli is the source of this 408-nucleotide messenger RNA. Its product is annotated as guanine nucleotide exchange factor. The record is from RefSeq and is a predicted model, not a curated record. Lineage: Eukaryota; Fungi; Ascomycota; Pichiomycetes; Serinales; Metschnikowiaceae. Gene Ontology annotation, cellular component: cytosol; membrane. Gene Ontology annotation, biological process: post-Golgi vesicle-mediated transport; small GTPase-mediated signal transduction. Gene Ontology annotation, molecular function: zinc ion binding; guanyl-nucleotide exchange factor activity. Bases 1 to 408 code for a protein of 135 amino acids. The transcript has a single exon.